Molecule: messenger RNA, 3516 nt
Organism: Gastrolobium bilobum
Lineage: Eukaryota; Viridiplantae; Streptophyta; Magnoliopsida; Fabales; Fabaceae
Exons: 1
Coding region: 129-1313 (394 amino acids)
Biological process (GO): regulation of DNA-templated transcription; chloroplast organization
Cellular component (GO): chloroplast
Molecular function (GO): double-stranded DNA binding
Source: RefSeq, a predicted model, not a curated record
UACAAGUACAACACUUUCAACUCAAAGCACGAUUAUUUCCUUCCUCCACCAUUACUCAUGUUCGAAAAAGUUGAUGUAAAUUAUCUUUUCUUCUCCGACAAAACUUUCGUAUCUAUAUCCUUAAUACCAUGUUCGAUUCCCUGCGCUGUAGAGCCCUUGUCCAUCUCAAGACCCCAAAAUUUUACCCUCUUUUGCCAUUGUCGUUUUCUCUGAAACUGAAAUUCUCCACUAGCACUUCAGAAUCAGAAUCAGAAUCACACUCUUUCGUGGUGUCCUACCUCAUCAACAAUGUUGGGUUCCCCCCAGAAACUGCUCUAAAAGCUUCCAAACAACUUCGUUUCAAGACCUCAGAGAAGCCCGAUUCAGUUCUCACCUUCUUCAGAGACCGCGGUUUUUCACACUCAAACAUAUGCCACAUCGUCAGAAAGGAACCGUGGCUGCUUUCGUGGGACCCCCACAAAACGAUUUUGCCAAAGUUUGUUUUUUUUCUCUCCAAAGGUGCUUCUGCCUCUGACAUUGCUCGCUUAUUGACAGCGAACCCUAGAAUCCUACAAAGAAGCUUGCAGAAACAUAUUAUCCCUCUGUAUGAAAUGGUUAAUAGAUUCUUACAAUCUGAUAAGAACACCAUUACUUGCAUAAUUCGUAACUCAAUUUCAUUCUCUUAUACUCUGACCAUACAAAAUGUCAAAUUGUUGAUUGAUUAUGGUGUUUGUGAUUUAAGCAUUGCCAGAUUACUUAUUACGCGGCCAUCUUUAUUUGGCUCUAAUAACUUGCUGAAGACUGUGGAGGAAGUAAAGGGUUUGGGAUUUGACCCUUCAAAAUCAACUUUUGCUGUGGCAUUGUUAGCCAUGAAAACUGUUAGUAAAGCCAGGUGGGAUGAGAAAGUUGAUAUCUUGAAGAAGUGGGGGUGGUCUGAUGAAAUUGUUCUUCAAGCAUUUAGGAAGCAACCUAAUUUGAUGUUGGUAUCCGGUGAUAAGAUUAAUUUAGUGAUGAGUUUUUGGGUCAAUCAGUUGGGUUGGGAUGCUUUGGACCUUGCCAGAGGACCUGAUAUUUUUGGGUAUAGUUUUGAGAAAAGGAUGGUUCCAAGGGCCUCAGUUCUGCAAUUUCUUUUGAGAAAAGGCUUACGAAGUAAGAGUGCAAGCUUACUCAUUCCAUUUACUAUGCCUGAGAAGUCGUUCUUGAGCAAGUUUGUUCACUGUUUUAAGGAGGAUGCUUCUUAUCUAUUGAAGCUGUAUGAGGAAAAACUGAAUCUUGAAUACUCCAGGGAGAAAACUGGCAUGCCAUUCAGCAAAUACUUUUUCUGUCUAGACUAGGAUUGGAGCUAGUUUAUCUGACUUGUUUCAUUUGUUAUCAUCAAUUUUGGUCACAGUUGUCAUGCAUCGGUCAUACGAAUACUACAAUACUUUACCUGAUGUAAAUGCUUUAUGUCUAGUACAUGUAAAGUUCAAAUGGUCUUUUGUAUGGGCAUGGAAUACUUUUCUAAUUGUGUUACUUUGCCUUGCUAGUUUAUUUAAUCCAAGAAUUCAUUGUUUAUAUAAACUUUCUAUGCUGGUUACAAUUUCUUGAUUAAGGCUUUAAGCUUUAGAUUGUCAAGUACUUCUGCUAACUACUUUUCCUUUGGUUCUUUACACAUUGUCAAUUUACUUUGUUAUGAUUUAAAGGAGUUUCUAUUACUGGUAUGCAAGAGAUUAUACAAUUGUGGUCUCUUUGACCCUCCCGGUAUUACUUUUGGACUUUGCAAUGGGGGCCAGCCCACAGCUUGGAGGGUGUAUCAUCAUAGGAACAAACCUAACAAGGAUGACCAGAUCACCCAGGGGCUGAUUUUUGGUUGGGUAACAGGUGUAUAGGCACUUAGGAAGUUAGGAGUUUCUGUUAGGCAGUUAGGAGAUUUUAGACUUAUGAAAGAAGCUAGACCUUGUAUAUAUUGGCUAGCAUAGUCCUAGUAGAGGGCAUCUGAGUAUCUUGUAACAGAAUUGGGAAAUUGGCCAAUGAAAGGGAGAGCUCUCUUGUAAGAGGAUUCCUCUUGUAGAUUUCUUUCAUAUUUGAUUGAACAACACCAUUCUUUUACUUCUGUUUCUUGUAUUUACCUCUAUUAUUUCCAUUGAACCUAGCCCCAAAUCUGUGUUACUGCUGUUCAAGAAUUCAGGAUCGCAACACCAUGGCUCACUGUUUUCUUAGAUUUUCAAUUUUGGAGAAUAUCUUAUCUACCCGUCGGGGGUGGUCUGAAGAAACAAUUUUGGAAGCAUUUAGGAGGCAGCCCAACUGUAUGUUAGUAUCCAAUGAUAAAAUCAAUAGGUUGAGGUGAUUUUGGGUCAAUCAGUCAGGUUGGAGUUCUUCUUACUUGGUCAACGGUUCGCGGAUUUUUCGAUAUAGUUUGGAGAACAGGGUUAUUUCAAGGGCUUCGGUUGUCCAGUAUCUUCUAUUCAAAGGUUUGAGAAGCGAGAGUGCCAGCUUACUCACACCGUAUUUUUGGUCUGAGAAGUUGCUCCUGCAAAGGUUUGUUGAAUGUUUUGGAGAGGAGGAAACUUCACAGCUACUAAAGCUAUAUAAGGAGGAAACGUUCAUAAAAUAUUUGAAUUAUGAUGAGUUUUUGAAAUGUUUUAAGAAGGAAUCUUUUCAAUAAAAUUUGUAUGAGGAUGAAUCUAGCAUACAGUAGACCAAGGAGGACACUGGCAUGUAGUGUUCAUAAAAAUAUUUCGUUAUUUAAUCCAUAUUUGGUGUAAUUUAACAUUAUCAGAUUGUUUCUUUAUUUCUUCAAAAUUCUUUGUCAUGCACUGUCUAUACUUGGCUCAACCAACCUGCUGAAGACGUUGGAGAAAGUAAAGGGUUUCAGAUUUGAUCCUUCAAAAUCAACUUUUGCUGUGGCAGUGAUAGCAAAGACAGCUGUCAGCAAAGCUCGGUGGGAUGAGAAAGUUGAUAUCUUUAAGAAGUGGUGGUGGUCUGAUGAAAUCGUUCUUCAAGGAUUUAGGAGGCAGCCUAACUUGAUGUUGGUUCCUGUGAUAAGUUUAAUUUAGUGAUGAGUUUUUGGGUCAAUCAGUUGGAUUGGGAUGCUUUGGCCGUUGUCAAAGGACCAGAUAUUUUUGGGUAUUGCUUCGGGAAUAGGAUGGUUCCAAUUCAAGGGCCUCAGUUCAGAUGUUUCUUUUGAGGAAAGGCUUACAAAAUAAGAAUCCAAGCUUAAUUAGGCCACUCACUAUGCCUGAGAAGUUGUUUUAAAGUAAGUUUGUUCACUGCUUUAAGGAGUCUUCUUAUUCAUUGAAGCUGUUUGAGGAAAAACUGAAUCGUGCAUACACCAGGAGAACACUGUGUUGCUAUUCACCAAAUAUGUAACUUCUUAAUUUUAUUUUAUUUUUUGUCUUCUCUUUUUUUAUGUAAUUUAACCUUAGUUUGUUCCCUCUUUGAUUUAAAAUACUUGUUCUGUCUAGGACAGGAUUGGAGCUAGUUUAGCUGACCUGGUUCAUUACUUCAUUUGGUAUCAAUUUUGAUCACAGUUGUGAUGUAUAUCAGUAAUAACAAUAC